This is a messenger RNA of Heterotrigona itama, 2150 nucleotides long. Lineage: Eukaryota; Metazoa; Arthropoda; Insecta; Hymenoptera; Apidae. The record is from the annotation of a GenBank genome assembly.
AUGGCAACGAGAGCGGCAGAUAUCAGGCUGCAUAAGGUAAAACAAGGUGGAUGGACGGUUGUAGAGCGGCAUCAAACGAGGCCUUCCUGUUUCGCCGGGGUGCGAGGAAAGAAGGAGUCGAUAUGGCGCGAAGAUCGUGCAGAAAGGGAAGUUAUAUACGGUACGCUUCGCUGUAUCUUGGACCAACCAUGGGACGAUGAUGACAGCAGGUCUGGCGGGUGGCAGGCCAAUAAAUCAUGGCUUACAGUGUGGGAACCUCUGCCUAUAUGUUGCUCUCUGCGUGUAUGGGGUAUGCCAUCAGUAAAACCUUUACUCCCCCCGAGGAUAUAUGCGGACGUCGAUGAUCUAUACCUGCAACAUUGUGGCCCACGCCUUGCAUAUAGAGCUAAUGUGAUUUUGCAAGCCGAUCAAAAUGAAAUCAGAUCGCGAGCUAAGAUUGAUUGCUCCCGAAUUCCCAAUAAUUUAUAUAUUGGAUCUGAUCGUUUGACAUUAUUGUUCUUUACGUACUUCCUUCGUUGCACUUUUAAGCAAGUGAAUGAAGUUUAUCACAUGAUUUAAGUUGCAAAUGAUUAUACUUUUUUUUUUAUCGAGGAACAAGUUUCCUGUAACUGUUGUGAAUUUGUAAAUCUAUAAAAGAAAUUUGUUAUCAAACUUUACUCUUUCUUUUAUAGUAGAAAACUUCAUUAUCGAAGAGGAUUAUCUUUUAUAAUAAAAAUAUCAUUACUGAUAUAUGAACAUGCUCGGUGAGUAUAAUAAAGCGAAAUAUUAUCAUUUCACAGAAUUAUUUUUCAACAUGAACCUGCCGAUUCUUUUGCAUGAAAACCACUCUGACCAGUUAUUUCGGUCUUUUCUUAUGGAAACUAUUCAAAAUGAAAUAAUGUCUAUACGAUUGCAAAACUUGUCGUAUAUAUCUUGUAAUUUCAUCCACGCAUAAGAAUGAUAUUUUUUCCUUUAUUAACGAUAUACAGUUACAAAAAAACAUAUUCAUGAUUUAUUACUAAAUGUUAUUUCACUAUUUAACUGUAUUCUGCUAUUGUAUUUUAUUUGUUAAUUUUCUUUGACAUAUUUCACAAAGGCAACUAUAUAUAAUCCGUAUCCUUUUAUACAAUAAAAGAAUCAUAAAUUACUGCCUGUCGAUAUUUAUGCUCAUUGUUUUAUAUACCAAACAAUUUUUAUUAUCACUGAAAUGAUAUAUCAUAUUCUUAUUUCUCAUCAUUCAUAUUGUUCAUUCGUACCAAAUCCAAGUACUUUGAAAUGAUUUGUUUCAAUUUGAUGAUUUUUAAAUAACUAAUUAGAAAUUUAAUUUGAUAUUAGAUUAAAAUAUAUAUAUAUAUAUAUAUAUAUAUAUAUAUAUAUAUAUAUAUAUGCAAACAUAUUUUUAUUUUUAUAUAUUAUAUUAUAUUUAUGCAUAUUUAUUAUCAUAAAUGACAUAUUACAUUAUACGUCAUCAUUAUAUAUACUAUACAUUAUAUAUAUUAUUUAUUUUUCUCUCUUUUAUAUAUAAUAUUAUAUAUUAACAAAUAAAAAAUUUUAGUAUAUAAAAUUACUAGUUGCGAUUGAUACACCAAAGAUAAAUAUAUUUGACAUAGAAAUUAUAAAUUCCAAAGAUUUUGGGAUUAAGUUAUUUUUUUUAAAUUAAAUUAUUUUUUUUUUUAUGCACUAAUCAAUUUGUAUUAAAAUAUAUGUUAAAUUUAAUUUUAUAAAACUUUGCGUGCAAAGGAUAAGCAAAGCGAUAGAAAUUUGCAUCUUCUAUUUGCUUUUUGCUACAUUAAUUAAUAUUAAUAUUCAUAAAUUGAGAUUACAUUAUCAUUAACUGAUAUAUGAAGAGUUCAAAAACUAAUGAAAAAUGAUUUGUUGAAUUUUCGGUCAGUGAAACAUAGUUUAGUUAUAAUAUUGUGAUGAUUAUAUUUUAAUAAUUGUAAUAUAAUGAAGAUUUUGACAAUGAAAGAAUAUUUGCAUAGCGUAAAUUGUUUUUAACACUACUUCCUUACUUGAAAUAAAUUUAUUUUAUUCUCUUGAAAUACGAAAACACUUUCAUCCAUUUCAUUUUACCAAAAUUUAUUUAAAUAUCUAAAAUACACUUAUAUCUAUAAAAUAUAAAUAAUAAAAUUUACAUCUAUAAGAUAUCUACAAACAAAAAUUAUAAAUUA